Colletotrichum gloeosporioides is the source of this 1293-nucleotide messenger RNA. RefSeq lists its product as uncharacterized. Gene Ontology annotation, molecular function: hexosyltransferase activity. Gene Ontology annotation, cellular component: membrane. Bases 1 to 1293 code for a protein of 430 amino acids. Lineage: Eukaryota; Fungi; Ascomycota; Sordariomycetes; Glomerellales; Glomerellaceae. The record is from RefSeq and is a predicted model, not a curated record. The transcript has a single exon.
AUGUCCUCCAAGGUGGGAUCAUCAUCGAUUCCGUUCGCGGUACGGACUUCGUUUGUGCGAUGUAUUCAGAAGAGACUCUUCCGUAUCUGUGCCGUUUGUACCAUACUCUUUCUUGGCGUAACGAUACACCUUACUCGCGAAACCCUUCCUCAACACCAUGCGCCGUUUGAGGCACCGGAAACGAAGCUCGUUGUCCACGGCGAUGUCUUGGACGGUCUACCAGAACCUGCAGACGAUUUGCAACCAUUCCCAUAUUCGCCAAUGGUAGCGGACGACAAUGCCAACAGCAGUAAGGAACACGUAUCAUGGCUUGCGGCAGUCAUAUCAACGGCAUCGGAUGUUGAGCGCCGAAUGCUCAUCAGGUCAACUUGGAUGAGGCUCUAUGAGGACGUUCCGUUUGAUGGUCGGUUUGUGGUCUCGAAUCCCGGGCCGCGGUGGAUGGAAGUUGUCUCGCGCGAGAAUAAUACGUUCGGCGACAUGAUUGUCCUUGAUCAUAUUCAAGAAGACGAUGUCACUGCGAAUACGAUAAAGACUCUCGAAUUCUACAAGUGGCUUGUCAACAAAAGCCCAAAAUACGAGUUCGUCUCGAAGAUGGACACAGACUUGUGGCUAAAUGCCAGGGGAUUCUGGGACCGGUUCCUUCAACCCAGGUUGUCGAUGAAUAAUGACAGUGGACGUUUUGAGAGUACCCUCAAUCGGACCGUCAUCGGAGAGCUGUACUAUUCAAAGUAUUGGGAUCUCACUUUUCCUCACGGAGCCAUGUACACGGUGACGUGGGAUAUGGUUGAGCUGCUUUCGUCACUUCAGGAGAGGUUCAAGGUGGUCACUGGAGAGGACAUGGCUGUUGGGACACUCAUGCUGAAGGGACGUGAGCGGGCCAGUUUCAUCAACUUCAAAGGCUCGGAGAAAUUUGACUACGACGACCGCGAUGCGCGACAGGACGGCUCAGCGUGGGCAAGGAAACACACGCACCCGAAUUCAAUCAACCACGCGCUUGUGGAGGACGAUCCCAUCGCCGUCCACCAACUCAAAGAUGAGGCAUACUGGUUCAAGGUGGCGGAUUGUUUUGAUGAGGACGGGGUCAAGUCGAUGCCGCCACAAUCCAAGUAUGAGACCCAAAGGCCCAUGUCGAUGCGAUGGCACGAUUUCUGGUAUUCAGUGGGCGUCUCAAGUCGAUACGAGUCGAGGUUUGAUAAGAUACCAGAGUUUCUUUGGACAUUGGAAAACGGCGAUUGGAUAUGCGAUGACAUUUGGAACUUGGGAAAGACCAAGACGGGUUUCGUCGAGGAGUAG